AAGAGCUCACAGACCUCAAGAGCAUGCGAAGACAGCUUGGCUGAAAGAGACAGCUAGGCUGAAAGAGCUACGUAGGCACACAGAUAGAGACAGAAAGAAAGAGAGAGGCGCCACAAGUGGAGCAGACAGAUGCCUCGCGACGGGAUAAAAGAAGAGGAGAAAAGGACACAUUUCACUUUCACUGAACUGCAUCAAGCUCCUGUGUGCGACUCCUUUUUCUUCACUCUGGGCCCGGAGAGAGACAGAUCUCACGACGGACAGGACAGACAGAUCGCUCCAGCAUCAUGAAUCCAGAGGCAGCGGCACUGCAGUGCGAGGACAUGCUCUCCACCAUGGUCCUGGAGAACAUCAAGAACAAACUGCUGCACGCCUUCAGGAGCACCGGGGAGCGGGAACAGCAGCAGCGUCACUACAGGGGCCUCCCGGAGGAGGAGGAGGAGGAGGAGGGCUCAGGUGUUUCCUCCUCCUCCACCUCCACCACCACCUGCUGCUUUGGCAGGAACAUCCAGGCCAAUGAGGAACUGAGGCGGGCCAAAAUCGACGGAGCCAUUUCUUGGAUACGAUCUGAAUUGCUGGAGAUGCGCUCCCAGGACCGUCAGCUGGCCCAGACCCUGCUGGCUCUCAACACCGAGAUCCAGAGACUCAGGAGGUCCAGUGGCUUUUACAUGCUGCCGCCAGAAUCACCAGAACCAGACCACCUGGAAGCAGAACCAGGAGCGGAUGAGCCAGACCUGCUGGAUCCAGAACCAGUGGACACUGGACCAGCAGAGGGGGCGCCAGAGAGUCGGGGGGAACCGCGACCGCGACUGCAGAUGCAGCGGCCAGAACUGACAGUGGUGGUGAUGACACACCCACCUGCUGGCCAGGCCACUGCUCUCUGAGAAAACAGAGAACCGAGACGUGAAAUAGAGAAAGAGACUGUAGAAAUGCAGUAAGAGACUGAAGAUUUAGAUGAAAAGAUGUGGGAAAAGGAGGACUCAAAAGAAUGGAAGAAAGAGAAAGCGAGAGAUACGAGAGAUGGAGAGAGAUUUGUCACCGACUUCCAGAGUGUGUCCUUGUGUGUGUGUGUGUGUGUGUGUGUGUGUGUGUGUGUGUGUGUGUGUGUGUGUGUGUGUGUGUGUGAGAGAGAGAGAGAGAGAGAGAGAGAGAGAGAGAGAGAGAGAGAGAGAGAGAGAGAGAGAGAGAG
Engraulis encrasicolus (European anchovy) is the source of this 1186-nucleotide messenger RNA. RefSeq lists its product as uncharacterized. The coding region runs from base 285 to 881 and encodes 198 amino acids. NCBI's taxonomy places the organism in Eukaryota, Metazoa, Chordata, Actinopteri, Clupeiformes, Engraulidae. The record is from RefSeq and is a predicted model, not a curated record. The transcript has 3 exons.